Nannospalax galili (Upper Galilee mountains blind mole rat) is the source of this 8031-nucleotide messenger RNA. RefSeq names its product tetratricopeptide repeat domain 3 (gene Ttc3). Gene Ontology annotation, molecular function: protein binding; ubiquitin-protein transferase activity. The record is from RefSeq and is a predicted model, not a curated record. The transcript has 46 exons. Lineage: Eukaryota; Metazoa; Chordata; Mammalia; Rodentia; Spalacidae. Bases 329 to 6361 code for a protein of 2010 amino acids. Gene Ontology annotation, biological process: ubiquitin-dependent protein catabolic process.
GUUUAACAGCUAGUAGACUAAUGUGUGUGGAAACCUAACUUGUACAUCAAACCUGUGAUGUCAUGGACAUUAUCAUACAGGCCAAGGAGCUCCGUGAAAGGGGACUAAGUAAAGAUGCACAUGAUAAAUGGAAAUGGCAAAACCAUGGCGCAGCUGCAAACGAAAGCUCAGAAAGUUGUGUUUUAACAUGGGUGCGGUGGGUGAGGCCACGCAAGGAGAGUGAGAGUGAGAAGAAGAGAGUUGGCAUUUGGGUGGCGGGGAAUGCGGAAGAGGAGCUCGUGAAGGAGACUGAGGAGAGCAGCCAGACGAAUAGGAGGAGAACCAGAAGAUGGUCUUUGGAGUCCAAAUGAAGAGUUCUCAGAAGGAGGAAGUGUCCACAGUGUCAAGCUUGUGCACCAUGGACGAUUUUGCUGAGGGAGAUUUCACUAUGUUGGAUGAUGCCUUAGAAGAUUGCCCUUACGAGGACGACUGUGUCUGUGCUCCUGACUUUACCACUGAUGACUAUGUUCGCGUGACUCAGCUUUACUAUGAUGGAGUGGGUAUGCAAUAUAAAGAUUAUGCCCAAAGUGAGAAGAAUUUAGAGUUUGAUAUCUGCAAUAUAUGGUGCAGUAAGCCACUUUCUCUGCUCCGAGAUUACUGUGAUACCAUUAAACUAUAUAUCUUCUGGCCACUUCUUUUUCAACAUCAACACAGUUCUAUAAUAUCAAGAUUGCAUCCCUGUAUAGAAACUACCAGUUCUCGUGGUUCCGAGAUAAGUUUGAAGAAGUUACAACACCUUGAGUUGAUGGAAGAUAUCGUGGAUUUGGCAAAGAAAGUCGCGAAUGAUUCAUUCCUUAUUGAAGGCUUAUUGAGAAUUGGUUAUAAAAUAGAAAAUAAAAUCUUGGCAAUGGAAGAAGCUUUAAACUGGAUAAAAUACACAGGCGACGUAACAAUUCUACCUAAAUUAGGAUCAGUUGACAGUUGUUGGCCUAUGUUAAGUAUUUUCUUUACCGAAUACAAGUAUCAUAUAACUAAAGUUGUAACGGAAAACUGCAAUUUGCUUGAAGAGUUUAAAUCUCAAAGGUGUAUGGAGUGUAUGCAGCAAGGAGAGCUAAUGAAAACGAAAGGAAAUGAAGAGUUUUCCAAACAAAGAUUUCACAUAGCUAUUAUCUAUUACAGCAGAGCCAUUGAAUAUAGACCUGAAAACCACCUUCUUUAUGGUAACCGAGCUCUUUGUUUUCUUCGUACUGGACAGUUUAGAAAUGCGCUUGGUGAUGGAAAGAGAGCCAUUGUUCUGAAGAACACCUGGUCCAAGGGUCAUUAUCGUUAUUGUGAUGCACUUUCUAUGCUGGGGGAACAUGACUGGGCCCUGCAAGCAAACAUAAAAGCUCAAAAACUCUGUAAAAAUGACCCUGAGGGAAUCAAGGAUCUUAUUCAGCAGCAUAUAAAGUUACAAAAACAAAUAGAAGACCUACAAGGUCGGACAUCAAAUAAGAAUCCAAUUAAAGCCUUUUAUGAAAGCAGGGCUUACAUAUCUAGAAAUUUAUCAGCACCUGCAUUUAGUACAUCACUUAACUUUGUGGAAACAGAAAGAAGUUUCAGAAAAACUAAAUACAAAAUGGCAAACGGUGGUAAUCAAAAUCUAAAGGGGGUAGAUGAGGCUAUGAAGGGAGAUGAUUGUGACUGUCACCCUGAAUAUUCACCACCACCAAGUCAGCCUCCAAAACAUAAAGGAAAACAAAAAUCCCGAAACAGUGACUCAGAAAAGCUGAGUUCUAGCUCACAAUUGACUUUACCAGUGGAUCUGAAAAACAUUUUGGAGAAACAGUUUUCAAAAUCAUCCAGAGCUGCACACCAGGAUUUUGCUAAUAUUAUGAAAAUGUUGAGAAGCUUAAUUCAAGAUGGCUACACAGCCUUGUUAGAACAGCGUUGCCGAAGUGCAGCCCAGGCUUUUACGGAGUUGCUAAAUGGUUUAGAUCCUCAAAAAAUAAAGCAAUUGAACCUCGCCAUGAUUAACUAUGUACUAGUGGUUUAUGGACUUGCUAUUUCUCUGCUUGGGAUAGGACAACCUGAGGAAUUAUCGGAAGCUGAAAACCAAUUUAAGAGGAUGAUUGAACACUACCCCAAUGAGGGACUUGAUUGCUUGGCCUACUGUGGAAUAGGAAAAGUGUAUCUGAAGAAAAACAGAUUUCUAGAAGCUCUCAAUCACUUUGAAAAAGCAAAAACUUUGAUUUGUCGUCUGCCUGGAAUUCUAACUUGGCCCACAAGUAACGUGGUUAUUGAAGAGUCUCAACCUGAAAAAAUAAAGACGCUCUUAGAGAAGUUCGUUGAGGAGUGCAGGUUCCCUCCGGUGCCAGAUGCCGUUUGCUGCUACCCGAAGUGCCGGGGCUAUUCCAAAAUCCAGAUUUACCUCUCCGAUCCAGACUUCAAGGGUUUUAUACGAAUCAGCUGUUGCCAAUAUUGUAAGAUAGAAUUUCAUAUGAACUGCUGGAAAAAAUUAAAAACAACAACUUUUAAUGAUAAAAUUGACAAGGAUUUUCUACAAGGAGUUUGCCUUACCCCUGACUGUGAAGGAACCAUUUCUAAGAUUAUCAUCUAUAGCAGUGGUGGUCAAGUUAAAUGUGAAUUUGAGCACAAGGUCAUAAAAGAAAAGAUCCCUCCAAGACCUAUUCUGAAGCAGAAAUGUUCAAGCCUAGAGAAGCUGAGACUGAAAGAAGACAAAAAAUUGAAGAGAAAGAUCCAAAAGCAAGAGGCAAAGAAGCUGGCACAAGAGAGAAUGGAAGAGGACUUAAGGGAAAGUAACCCGCCCAGAAACGAGGAGCACAAAGAAACUGUAGACAGUGCUCAGAGUUGUGAGUUUCUUGAUGACAGAAUCCUGCAGUGCAUAAAGCAGUGUGCUGACAAGAUUAAAUCCGGUGUAUUGAGCACUGCUACGCUUCUCAAAGAAUUGCUUUCUUGGAAAGUUUUGAGCACGGAAGACUACACCACCUGUUUCUCUAGUAAAAACUUCCUCAGCGAGGCCGUGGACUAUGUGAUUCGUCAUUUGAUUCAGGAGAAAAGCAGAGUAAAGACAAGGAUAUUUCUGCAUGUUUUGAGUGAACUGAAAGAGGUGGAGCCCAAAUUUGCUGCUUGGAUCCAGAAGCUUAAUAGCUUUGGCUUAGAUGCCACAGGAUCUUUUUUCUCUCGAUAUGGAGCGUCUCUUAAGGAGCUUGAUUUUAGCAUCAUGACUUUUCUCUGGAAUGAGAAAUACGGUAACAAACUAGGUUCUAUCGAAGGAAAGCAGCUCGAUUAUUUCUAUGAGCCCACAUCGCUAAAGGAAGCACGCUGUUUAAUAUGGCUCCUGGAAGAGCACAGAGACAAAUUCCCAGCCUUGCACAAUGCUUUAGAUGAAUUCUUCGAUAUAAUGGAUAGCCGAUGUACCAUAUUAAGGAAACAGGACAGUGAUGAGGUGCCGUUUAGUUCUAUCAAGGUGAAAAACAAGGGCAAGAAAAAGAAGCCAAAAGAGUCAAAGCCAAUGUUAGUGGGAUCUGGAACGUCAGUAACAGCAAAUAGUGAGGCUUCAGGAGACGACCACAACAGGCGCAACUCAGAUUCCGCAGGCCCAUUUGCAGUGCCAGAUCACCUUCGGCAAGAUGUGGAGGAAUUUGAAGCUCUCUAUGACCAGCACAGCAGUGAAUAUGUCGUCCGCAAUAAGAAGCUUUGGGAUAUUAACCCCAAGCAGAAGUGUUCCACUCUGUACGAUUACUUCUCUCAGUUGAUGGAAGAACAUGGUCCCUUGGAUAUGAGCAACAAGAUGUUCUCUGAAGAAUAUGAGUUUUUCCCUGAAGAAACUCGACAGAUACUAGAAAAAGCCGGUGGUUUAAAGUCUUUUCUCCUGGGAUGUCCUCGUUUUGUUGUGAUUGACAACUGCAUUGCAUUGAAAAAAGUUGCCUUACGACUCAAGAAAAAAAGAAAGAAGAAGAACAUUAAAGCUAAAGUUGAGGAGAUUUCAAGGACAGGAGAAUAUUUACGAGUUAAGCUACCGCUGAAUCCAACUGCCAGGGAAUUUAAACCAGAUGCAAAGUCCAAGCUCGUGUCUGAGUCAUCUUCAGCAGCAAUGUCUGAGCAUGUAAAGUCCACACCUGAGCCUGCUGAGUCUCCAAAGCCAGCUCCUGAAGAUGGGAGGUCCCUGCUGGAAUCUGACAGCUCUUCUGCUCCCAGUUCUGAGGACAGCAGGUCUGAACUGGCCUCUUCUGAUUCUCCUGCACCAAUCUGUGAGGAUGCAAACAGCAAACCAGCUUCCUCUCAUUCCCCCAAGCCAGUUCCUGAGGAUGUUAAACCAGGAUACUGGACUCAAUCACAGUUGGUCACAGGAUUCUGUGCAUACCUUCCUUUUCAAGGAUUUGACAUCACCCAGUCAAGGCAAACAUACGUAAACAUGUUACCAAGUGUGCCCCAGUUCACCAGCAUGUACACACCUUUGGCCAGCGUUUCUUCUGAAUAUCCUGUGCAGAGAUCCAUGCCAGUUGUGCCGUCGAUUGUGGCCAGUGACAGAGCAGAUGACAGAGCUGCUGUGUAUUUGGAGGGUGGUCGUUUGAAUGCUGAGAAUGACUCUGGUGGCCAGAUCGCCUCUGAAACACAGAACCCUGAGGACUCUUUGGGACUAUCUGCAAAGUCCCAGAGCAGCCUGGGUGAUGCCGAUACACCCCUGAGUGAGCCUGAGAGAGAGGAUGGGUGUGCCGGGAACUCGAACAGCAAAUGUGAAGCUUACCCAGAAAGUACCAGUGCGGUAACAGAGGCCCCUCACGCAGCGGUGGUUGCUGUGCAGGUAUCUUGGAACAUAACACAUCAAGAAGUCAAUACUGAGCCCUAUGGUCCUUUUGAGACACAGCAGGGGGACAUGUCACAGAUGGAGAAGGAGCACCAGCUGUUACAAGAGCAGCUUAAGGAAGCGUGGGAGAAUUACAAGCAGAUUAAACUCCAGAGCUCAGAUGAAACCAGGGACCUGGAAGAAAAGUUGAAGAGGAACAUGGAAGAAAGCAAGAUCUCAAAGACAGAAUUAGAUUGGUUCCUCCAAGAUUUGGACAGAGAAAUUAAAAAGUGGCAACAAGAGAAAAAAGAAAUCCAAGAAAGACUGAAAACGCUGAAGAAAAAAAUGAAAAAGGCUCUAAAUGCCGGUGAAAUGUCUACCCAGAAAAAUGAUGGCGUGAGUAAGGAAGCUGAAUUGCACCCAGAUCAGUCCCUUGGAGUCAGCACACGCACUGAUGAGAACGUGCAAACAGAAGAGUGUCUACAGAAAGGGAAGGAGCACUUUGAAGAGAGCCAUCAGAGAGCUGUGGCUGCGGAGGUGUCUGUGCUUGAAAACUGGAAGGAGAGAGAAGUGUAUAAGCUGCAGGGUGUGGCGUCCCAAGCAGAAGCCUGUCUCAAGAACCUGAAGAUGAUGAGCAGUGAUUCUGCAGCACCUUCUGAUGUGGAAUUUGAUAAACAUUCCUGGGAAUCCUUUCUUUCUGAUGUAAGAAAAGAAAUUGAGAACGCAAAAUCUCAGUUUGAAGACCAAAUUAAGGCAAUUAAAAAUGGUUCUCGGCUCAGUGAACUUUCCAAAGUACAGAUUUCUGAGCUUUCGUUUCCUGCUUACACGAUUCUUCCUAAGUUGCUCUCUCCAUCUUCGGACCACGAGGAGCAAGAGCCUGUGACCUCUGCAGGCAGCCUUCCUAGAGCAGUUCACAAGGGUUCCUAUCUGGACCCUGCUGGUGGGUGCCCAGAGGAGGUUCCAGGAUCACCCACUCAACAGCCUGAAGUUGUUCAGCAGUCAGAGCUCCAGAGGGCUGGACAAGUGACUCCAUCAGAGCAAAGCCCUAAGGCUGAUGAGAAACUACCUGUCCAAGCAGGACAGGCUACUCAGUUAAGCCAGUCUCCAAAGAAGCCACUGAACAGCAUUCUUGAACACCUAGCAGUGAUAUUCCCAUGCUAUGACAGCACUGAGCUUGCUGGUUUUAUUAAAAAAGUUCGAAACAAACACAAGAAUUCACUCUCAGGAUUAAGUACUGAUGAAAUUGUUGAAAAAGUGACCCAACACAUUCUAGAUGAACAGAAAAAGAAAAAGCCAAGUCCAGGAAGAGACAAGAAGGCACCUGAGUCACACUCUGCCGCUUCCGUCAGGGCCUCGCAGAGUCCACCCUCGGCCGCCGUGGGACCAUCGCCCAGAGCCAAAGGGCAGAAAAUAGAAGGGGCUCCUGCACCAGAUGCAAAUUCCUGUGAAAUAUGCCAUGAGGUAUUCAAGUCAAAGAACAUGCGUGUGUUAAAAUGUGGGCACAGAUUUCACAGAGGGUGCUUUAAGCAGUGGCUUAAAGGGCAGAGCACAUGCCCCACCUGUGGCAGUGGAGACCUCCUGUCCGAAGAUUAGCUUGCACCUUCCUUCCGGGCCCCUAGUGGAAGACGGGAACUGCCUCCCUGCUGUUCUGGGUAGUUACUUCUCACCAUAGUGUCGUUCACGUGUGUGCUGAGUUGAAAUAAGUCCUGCCAUUGGUAGAAAAGCAGCAACCAUCUGAACUCUUGCACUGUGUACCACAAAGCUAGCAAGUGGAAAUCUUGCAGUCCUAUCAAGUUCCGUAUCAAGUCCUUUCUCCCCUCACUAGACUCUUCAGAUGGUGUUUCACCACAGUCUCACACUGUUGUCUGCAGAGGAGCUCUGCGGGUGGGUGGCUUCCUUUGGAAAGGAUUGUGAAGGCAUCAAAGCAGUGCUUGAAUUAGACGAAUUCUUAACUUGGCCAGAUACCGUGGGUCCCCUUUUGUGUUUUAAAAAUCAUUUCUAGGAGCUCCACAAGAGAGAUGAUACUGACCUUGAAAAAGAUUAUGUAAAGCCGGACGGUGGUGUGUGGUAAUCCCAGCACUUGGGAGCCGGAGGCAGGCAGAUCUCAGUGAGUUUGAGGCAAGUCUGGUCUCCAUAGUGAAUCUAGGCCACCUGUGACUGCAGGGAGACCCUGUCUCAAAAAAAUCACACACAAAAAAAUUGUGUAAAAUUCAGUAUUCUUGAAAUGCACCCACAUGUUCCUUAAAGAUUCUACAUUUUUUUAAUGUGCUUUGAAUCACAUUUUAGUAAUUUAUGUUGUUACAAUAUUUGCUGGUAUAAACCAAGACUCAAGUCUCUUCAUGAAACCCCAGUUGCUCCCAUUUCUUCAUUCCUUUCCUCUCCUUUUGCCCGUCUCCCCCCAGCACUGGGCUGAACCAGUGCCUCAUACAUGCUAGACCAGCGCUCCGUCAAUUGAGCUACACCCCCACCCCACACAGAUUGUGUAAGUGCUUUGAUCCAGUGUCUAGAAAUCAGUUACAAAACACUUUUAAAUUCAUGUCGGCCAAUAAUUUUUUACCCCUGAAACAGGCUUCAGUAGCCCCACACUUGGACUUCACUCUGAGGUUACCGCGCUGCUCUCAUGGGUCGGUUAACUGUGCCGAGCACAGGGCGCCGUAUAGAACAGCCGCCCUCAUACUCCAUCCUCUUCCCACCACCAAAAAGAGAAACUUGUGUACCAGACAAUCCUGAGGUGUUUGUGUUACAGUUGUUCCGUGUUUGACAUUUGUGUAAAGUAAUGCAUGCAGUUUUGUAUUGUGGCCUGAAAAUAAAAGUGUAACUGCGUUAGAAACUAUUUAAAAAUUAGAUUUUUUUUUUUGGUGACCAAUAUACAGUGGUAAAUACAAACACAUGAACCCUGGAAACAUUCCAUUUCUCUGAAACAUGAAGGAGCAGUAAAUGUUCUCCAGUGUGUUCUCUGUGCCACUGGACAUGUGGUUUGUGAGCAGAUUUGGUCACCUUCCCCCUUUCCCCAUCCUGUGUGAACUGUGAUGUCUUAGUGACUUGGUCCCUAGCAGCGCUCCUUUUUCCGAGCGCUCUCCGUGGUCGUCCUGGACACACUCUGCAUACCCACAGCAGUUGAGAGUGCGAAAACACUGGGCCAGUUUGCAGCAUCAGUGCAAAGAGCAGCUGUCAAGAAUGUGUUCUGUGCUUGACUUGAGAGCUUUGUGAACAUGCCUUGUGUUUGUCCAGUAGCUGUCAAUAAAGAGUGUUCUAGAAGACCA